Molecule: messenger RNA, 1055 nt
Organism: Arabidopsis arenosa
Lineage: Eukaryota; Viridiplantae; Streptophyta; Magnoliopsida; Brassicales; Brassicaceae
Source: the annotation of a GenBank genome assembly
AGAAGAUAAUUAGGUUUUGAACAGAGAAAUUCCACCAUUCAUCAAAAUCUUCUCAAUGGAAACAGCAAAGCGUAGAACCAUGUCAACAAUCGUCUCCAAACUCAGCUCUGUCUCUGAGCAAACCAGAGCCGCCGCUUUAGCUGAGCUUAGACUCAUCUCCAAACAAGAUCCUGAUAGCCGUCUUAUCAUCGCCGACGCCGGAGCUAUUCCGUACCUCGCUGAGACUCUUUACUCGUCGUCACACUCUGCUCAGGAAAACGCCGCCGCGACUCUCCUCAACCUCUCAAUCACCUCUCGCGAACCCCUAAUGUCUUCACGCGGCUUACUCGACGCGCUUUCUCACGCGCUCCGUCAUCACGACACCACCACUUCCCCCGCCGCGGUUCAAUCCUCCGCCGCCACGAUUUACAGUCUUUUGAUAGCUGAAGAGUCUUACCGUCCUAUCAUCGGAUCUAAGCGCGAUAUCAUCUUCUCCCUCAUUCACAUCGUUAGAUAUGCAGAUUCGCAUCCCCGAUCGAUCAAAGACUCGCUCAAGGCACUCUUCGCCAUCGCUCUCUAUCCGAUGAAUCGAUCGACGAUGAUUUCACUCGGCGCGAUUCCUGCUCUGUUUUCGCUGAUCGUGAAGGAUUCACGGAGCGGGAUCGUGGAAGAUGCGACGGCGGUUAUGGCGCAAGUCGCUGGAUGCGAAGAGAGCGAGGAAGGGAUGAGGAGAGUUUCAGGAGCUAACGUUCUCGCGGAUCUGUUAGAUCCUUGUACUGGUUCGAGCCUACGGAUCAAAGAGAACGCCGUUGGUGCGCUUCUCAAUCUGGCGAGAUGCGGAGGCGACGCAGCGAGGUCUGAAGUUGCCGCGGUGGUUGCCUCUGGUGCUGAUGAAGGAGCCAUGGAAGGGAUCGUGUAUGUAGCUGAGAAUGGUAGUGUGAAAGGAAGGAAGAAAGCGGUUGAUCUGUUGAAGCUCGUUGUCUCCGGCAAUGGCGGCGAUUCACGUUUUGAUUAUUUGAUCAAUGAAAAUCCAAAUAGCAGAAGCAGCUGAUUGUUUAACUAAUCCAUUCAUUGAU